AUGUACUCGAUUGUACCCUUUCUCGUGGCCUCUGGCCUCAUCACGGUUGCACAGGCUUACACCAAACCCACUGAAGCCACCUGGGGUCCGCUUCUCACCCCCGAUCUGUCCAAUUCCGUCACCCAGGGCCAAGAAUUCACCGUGACCUGGGACCCCGAAGACCACCCAACCGACGGCGUCACCGUCAGCCUCGUCCUAUGCCACGGCCCCUCCAGCAACUGUGUUCCCUCCGACGAUGCCAUCGCCUCUGGAAUCCCCGCUGACCAGAAAUCAUUCAAAUGGGAAGUUCCCUGUGACUUGGCAACGGGCACUGCAGGCACCGACAAUGGAUAUGGCAUGCUGAUCAUUGUCGACGGCACCGGAGAGUUUCAAUACUCUACCCAAUUCUCCUGCCUAGCAGGUAAGGCUUGCUCGAUCUCAUCGGCCUCCUCGUCAUCCAAGAGCACCGCCGUCACAAGCACUGCCGACAACGGCUCUAUCAUCCUAGGCCCUCCCGCUCAACAGACCGGCACCUGGUCAUCAUUAUCCAACUCAACAACAACCUAUACUGGCAGCGGCUGGAGCAGCGCAACUGCCACCCUGACUGCUGGAUCUACUGGCUACACAUUCGGCGGCUCUCCAUCGACCUUCACCACCGUCUCUGGCACCACCGUGAAUGGAGCCAGCACCGCCAGCACCGCUCCCGCCGAAACUACCGUCGUUGCAGGAGGAUCUACAGAAUCUGCCUCCGCCCCGGCCGCCAGCGCAUCGACCUUUGGCGGCGGGGCUCCCCAAGUCGGCUGGAACGCCGCUGUCGCCGUUGUCGCUGGCGCAGCUGCUUUGUUCGCAUUCUGA
Rhinocladiella mackenziei CBS 650.93 is the source of this 834-nucleotide messenger RNA. RefSeq lists its product as uncharacterized. Bases 1 to 834 code for a protein of 277 amino acids. The record is from RefSeq and is a predicted model, not a curated record. The transcript is spliced from 3 exons. Lineage: Eukaryota; Fungi; Ascomycota; Eurotiomycetes; Chaetothyriales; Herpotrichiellaceae.